Messenger RNA from Cicer arietinum (chickpea), 540 nucleotides. RefSeq lists its product as uncharacterized. NCBI's taxonomy places the organism in Eukaryota, Viridiplantae, Streptophyta, Magnoliopsida, Fabales, Fabaceae. The record is from RefSeq and is a predicted model, not a curated record.
AUGGAGAAUAAUGAGAAUGUGAUUGACUAUUUCAAUCGAGUGCAGACAAUCACUAAUCAGAUGAAAGCCAAUAGAGAAGUGAUUACUGAGGUGGUGAUCACUGGAAAGAUUAUGAGGAUACUAACACAAAUACGAUCAAAUAGUGAUGAAUACAGAUCCAAGAAAGUACAAAGAGAUGAUGGUGAAGCUCAACUGGCCCAAGAAGACAGUUCUGACUCAUAUGAAGUGUUACUAAUGGCUUCUACAAGCAUGGAGGAUGACUGUCUAGGAUUGUGGUAUCUUGACACAUGGUGCUCAAAUCACAUGAUUGGUCAUAAAGAUUGGUUUGUAAUUAUUGAUGAGAAAAACAAUUUGCUAAGUCUUAGACGAUUGCUGGAGAAAGGAUACUCUAUGAAUAUGGAGAAUGGACAAAUGAAGAUGUUUGAUAAUGCAAAAAGGCUUAUCUUGAAGGCACCAUUGUCCAAGAACAUAAUCUUCAAUAUUGAGAUACAAAUCAAUGAAAAUCAGUGUCUUGCUGCAGAAAUCAGGAGGGAAGACUAG